This is a messenger RNA of Acaromyces ingoldii, 1509 nucleotides long. RefSeq lists its product as hypothetical. Bases 1 to 1509 code for a protein of 502 amino acids. Lineage: Eukaryota; Fungi; Basidiomycota; Exobasidiomycetes; Exobasidiales; Cryptobasidiaceae. The transcript is spliced from 2 exons. The record is from RefSeq and is a predicted model, not a curated record.
AUGGUGGCCACGCGCUCGCACCUGGUGCAUGCACCUCCAACGAAGCGUCAGCCUGCGACGGACGACGUGCAGGGCUCGAUUGUGGCGCAGGCCGCCAACGACCCUAUCGGUGCGGCUGCGGCUGCUCAGGGGCUGGACAAUGUCAAGAACUACCUCCAGGGUGGCGACCAAGCGCAAUAUACCCUCAUUCAGGAUGACGCAAAUAAUCCCUCGGCGCAGUAUCCUUGGAACCAGAACGUGGGGACGAACCCCAAUGCCAACGCUCAAGCAGGUGCCAAUGCCGACGGCAACAGCCAGGGCUGGGUCGGCCUGCCUCAGCUGCAGAUGUUCGACCUGAAGAGGGACCAAGUUAUCAAGGAGAAUGCAACCCAACCAUACUACAUCACGUCCAACUACAACCCUGCGCUGAUCAAAAAGGCCGUCAUCGUCAUGCCCGGUAAGCCGCGUGACUCGUGGAAGUACACCGACCUGGUCUACAAUUCGAUGCAGACGGCAGCCAUCAACCACCCCGAGUGGCAGAUCGACAACAAAACAAUUCUCGUUAUUGGCCCUGCUUGGCUCAACCAGUUCGACCAGCAGUACGGUGCAGCCAACCCGAUGGACCUCGUCUUCCACGGAUCCCAGUGGCAGUCGGGCGGCUACAGCCGCUCGCCCCAGCUGAACCACUCGAUCACCACCUACGAAGUCCUCGACUGGUUCACCGACUGGCUCUUCAACACAACGAACUUCCCCAACCUCAACGGCGUCACCUUUGCCGGUCACUCGAUGGGCGGCCAGGCCGUGGCGCGUUACGCAUUGGUCAAGAAGCAGAAGAAGUACGACGACAACAUCUCCUACUGGAUGGGCAACCCUGGUUCGUGGGCCUGGCUGUCGGACCAGCGUCCUUUCCAAAACGCAUCCUGCACCGAUUUUGACAACUGGCCGUACGGAAUCGGUGGCAAUCAGACCAAGGUGACCAAGUACGCCCGCAAGGAUGUCAUCGCCGACAAGCAGGCCAUCCUGGACCGCUUCAAGACGCGCAAGGUUCACUAUGCCCUCGGUCUGCUCGACAACGGUCCCGGUGACACGCAUUGCCAGGCUGUCAUGCAGGGCGGCAACCACUUGGACAGGGGCUCUAACUUUAUCCAGCAGUUCAAAGACCUUGGUGGCUUCCCGUCCACGCACACCGCCACCUUUGUCGCCAAUGCUUCUCACCAGGACUACGCCAUGCUCAGUGCCAAUGCCAGCAUGAACUUCCUCUUUGUCGAUGGCGCAAGCCAGCGCAACCCAGACAUCACACCACACAACCCCAGCGACAAGAACAAGACCACGUCGUCGGGGCCCGACCCUAACCCGAAGCCAAAGGCGUUUGCCACGCCUAUCCACAAGAUUAUUUCCUAUGCGCUUCUCGGUGGCUCCGUGGGCCUGAUUUCCCUCAUCUUUAUCAUCCUGCCCUUCUGCUUCCCAGCAAACAGCGACCCGUGGGAGCAGGAAAAGUGGGAAAACGACAGCAAGCGUCAGCUUCUGUGA